This is a messenger RNA of Botrytis byssoidea, 879 nucleotides long. RefSeq lists its product as uncharacterized. The record is from RefSeq and is a predicted model, not a curated record. NCBI's taxonomy places the organism in Eukaryota, Fungi, Ascomycota, Leotiomycetes, Helotiales, Sclerotiniaceae. The transcript has 4 exons. The coding region runs from base 1 to 879 and encodes 292 amino acids.
AUGGGAGAAGUUGUUGACCCAGGACCAUAUAAAAUUCGUGCGGGUGAUAGCGGGAUAGUGCCCACGCUGGGUCAAUUUGAUGAUUCGAGUUGGGAAGUUGUUCUUUUCACUGGAAAUGAUACUGCCCCAUUUGAGCUUUAUAUAUUCAAAAUAUCUGGAUAUCAAAUGAGCGAUCCAACGACUCAGUCCCCUCCAGUCAAUAUCAGAAACAGCUCAGGUCCAAACCUGGAAGACAAAUACUUUUUCGGGUACCGCUCCUAUCUGACAUCAAAUGAAUCUAUUUGGAUCACAGCCUACUCGGACCGAUUUACUCUUACAAACAUGACCGGUUCUUUACCUGAUGAUGUGACAACCGCAAAUGACAACGUGAACUCGACAACUGCUCCAAAACGAACGAUCUCUUGCGGCGCAAAGUCUGGAGGAGAGUGUGACGAGAAGGUCUUAGAAGACCUGGGACUGGGAUCAGUGACGACAAAUACUCCAAGUGUUAGUACCACGGCCGCAGCAACCACAAUUGAAACCGCGCCAGAGAACACAGCUUCCGAUACCAACACGGAUAGCGGUAAAAGAUUAAGCCGUGGAGCAUUUGCGGGGGUAGUCGUGGGUGUCGCAGUAGCAAUAUCAAUUAUGAUAGCGGCGGGGGUGUUCUUUAUAAUGAAAGCCAAGAGGAAGAACAUGCCGAAACGAGAAACGAUGAGAAAUAAUGAAAGUUUGACGAAUCAGGAGUCGUUCGCAUUUCAUGAAGGAGAUACUUACGGAGGAAUGACGAAGAAGAAUGGGACUGAAGACGUGGUCAGACGAGAGGAGUUGGAAGAUCGUAGAACGUAUGAGAUGAGUGCGGGUCACCAUGGAGUAGCGGAGAUGCCGGAAAGCUCGUGA